Messenger RNA from Plenodomus lingam JN3, 3747 nucleotides. The record is from RefSeq and is a predicted model, not a curated record. Lineage: Eukaryota; Fungi; Ascomycota; Dothideomycetes; Pleosporales; Leptosphaeriaceae.
AUGGAUAUCUUCAUUGAGAAUGUCCCGAGCAACGCCAAUCACAUCGAGUUGCAGAUAUUCCUGAAAGACCGACUAGACAAGCUCGGUGUAUUGGCUUUCGAAAUCAAGAAGUUUCGCGGCAGACAGAAUGGACGUCAUUUUGCUAUACUUACGGUUUCAGAUACGAACAAUGGCAAUGCCUUUCUGCAACUUUAUGGCAGCCGCGGCCGGACCACUCCACUCUAUCCGUUGAUGUUCCAGGGAGAGAGCCUCAGGUUUUCAAAAAGCAAUCGUCCCGGUCAGCCUGAGCCUCUCAAAGUACGUACGCUGCAAGAAAAGGAGGAGUCGAUGAGAGCGAAGAUGAGAGCACCUGGCGACAUAAAGCAACCCCUUCGAUCAAACCAGCCUACAUUGGCUUUCAACUCUUUACGCACCGGAGUCUGGGAUCAUGAUCAGUGUGGACUUGCCUUCGACUCGAAGUUCAGGGACUUGAGGUCUGGAUUUGUCACUUUUGGUAGUACGGCAAUUGUGCUAUACUUACAGCAAAACGCACAGAGCUUCUUCGAUUGGCACGGGAGAAUCGACAUUCCCCAUUCUAUAAUCGACUUUGCCAUUCCAUCGCACACAGAUCUUGGCCGAACAGUAGUUACUUUGGCCCUUAAAUCUCCACCAAAGUUCUACAACAUCAGUUCUACGGACGAUCUACAUCUCUAUGCCGGCACAGAGCCACCAAUUACAGCUGAUAUUCUCUCUGGUUUUUCCAGGCUGAACCUGGGCACCACGAAUAGAACCAAUCGACUGGAGCGCCUGUGUUCCUUGAGUUCUCUCCAUGAUAAAAGCUCAGCCUUGUGCAUGGUGUACAGUCUCGACUUUCCCGACAUUCGAACAGCACAACAUGCAUACCAACACGUCAAAGAUUUCUCCGUAUCAGAUACUUAUUGCUGGAAGCGUAUGACUGUCAUUGAAGGAAUGCUAUGGAUAGAACACGAAUUCGCUAUCGUCGAGAGGGAACUCGCUCGUUAUGGCCCACAGAUACCAACUGAGUUCAACUUCGCAGUCCGCUUUCAACUCACAGCUCUCCUGCUUGAGGGCUAUAUUAAACCAGUCAAACUUAUUGGAUUAAUCCCCCACGUUCUUAAUCUUGCCCGAAUACAUGGCGCAGAGCUUACCGCGUCUGCAUUGCGACAAUUGGCCCGAUCGAUUCCGAUGCCAUCACCGAGUAGGGACGCGAGCCAAUUUACGAUAGAGGCAUUUGUAGCUCUCCUGAAUGAGAGUAUACAGGACAGUAAAGAACGCGAAUUGACUGGUUAUGAUCUCAGCAGAAAGCAGCGGAAGCACAACCACUUGGCACUGACCUACAAAGCCACUAUCACCCCAACGGGUAUGCUGUUGCGGGGCCCUGACUGGGAUGUCUCUAAUCGAGUCCUCCGGAAAUAUGGAAAACAUACCGAAUGCUUCAUGAGAGUAUUCUUUGCAGAUGAAGACGGCUUGUCGGUAUUUUUCGACCCUAGAGCCUCUCAGGAUCGGGUGUAUGAGCGAUUUAGAGGUGUGCUGCGAAAUGGUAUUACAGUAGCUGGUCGUCGCUUCGACUUCCUUGGAUUCUCCCACGCCUCAUUACGGAGCCAUCAAGCAUGGUUCAUGACACCGUUCAUCAAAGAUGGGAUCAGUAUAUGUGCCAGAGACAUUAUCGAAGACUUGGGUGACUUCUCUCACAUCCGAUGUAGUGCCAGAUGCGCCGCGCGUAUAGGACAAGCAUUCUCAGAUACUAUCUUCUCAGUCCGAGUCCCAGACUCGGCUUACGUUACAGAAUCCAAAGUAGAUGUUAAGAGAAAUGGCAGAUAUUUCUCCGAUGGAUGCGGUACAAUUUCACUGGAACUUAUGCGCAAAGUCUGGAACGCACUACCGCCAGAACGCCGGGAACAGAGGCCAACCGUAUUACAGAUACGCUAUCGUGGUGCGAAGGGUGUCCUGUCGCUUGACACCUCUCUCGUGGGUGAACAGCUGCAUGUUCGUCAGAGCAUGACGAAGUACAUUGCCAAAGAAGGGUGGAAAGACUUGGAACUCUGCGGUGCAGCUUACAAACCACUUACGGUCUUCCUGAACCAUCAGUUUAUCAAGAUCCUUGAAGAUCUCGGUGUCCCAGAGAGAAACUUCAAGGCAAUACAGAAUGAGGCCGUUGACACACUGAAGCUUAUUACCGAGCAUCCUAUCAACGCUGCUAGCUUCCUAGAAUACUCGCAUUCUAGUGUCUACGCUAGAACCCCCCGUCUAUUUGAAUUAAUGCAUCAGAUUGGCCUGUCCUUCCACGCAGACCGAUUUCUCACAGAUAUUGUUGAGGUAGCGGCGAUGUCAAACCUGAGAAGCCUAAAGUAUCGUGCUCGUAUACCCAUUUCACAGGGUUACCUUCUCUAUGGUAUCAUGGAUGAGACCGGAAUUCUGAAGGAAGGGGAAGUAUAUGUUGCGACCAAGUCUCACGACGCCAUUGGCCACAAAAGCAGAAAAAUACUCAUUGGUGACAGGGUCAUUAUCACUAGGGCACCCGCAUUACACCCUGGAGACGUACAAAUAGUGAAGGCAGUUGACGUACCGGAGUACUCGCCUCUUCGCGCACUCCACAACUGCGUCGUCUUUUCGCAACAAGGUGCUCGAGAUCUGCCUUCCCAACUCAGUGGUGGUGACCUUGAUGGUGAUCUCUUCCACAUCAUCUACGACUCACGGUUAAUUCCAGACUUUACUGUCCCUCCCGCAGACUACAAAUCGGAACCUCCGAAGGACCUUGGUCGGCCAGUACAGGUCAAUGAUAUGGUUGACUUCUUCGUUGAGUACAUGAACAUGGACCGACUGGGACAAAUUUCAAACAAGCAUAAAAUAAGAGCGGACAUUAAGCCAAAUGGCACGCGAGACCCAGACUGUAUUCUCCUUGCACAACUCGCGUCGGAUGCCGUCGACUUCAGCAAAUCCGGCAAUCCCGCCGACAUAAAUAAGGUGCCUCGAGGUUCCGACUGGAUUCGACCUGACUUCAUGGCCCCCGGCUCCAACCUCGUUAUCAAUGAGCUGGGCUCAGCGGAACUAGAAGAGCUGGAACAAGACGAUGUAGACGCCCCAGACCGCAUAAGCGUUCUUGACGCCGACAAAGCACGCAUGCGCUACUACCGAAGCGACAAGGUCCUCGGAGUCCUCUACCGCGACAUUGACGAGCAAAAAUUCUUUGCCAGGAUGAAGCACGACUUUGAAAACUUCAGACACAGCUGGGGCGGCCAGUCGCUCAUGUCCAAGCUCCGCACCUACAUUGAGCGCGAGACCCGUGGCGUCCUCUGGGCCCACCACCGCGCCUUUGCCGAAGACCUGCGCGAAUACUACGAGGACAACAUGCUCGAAAUCAUGGACACGCUGCGUCCCACGCGCGGCAAACCCCUCACCGAACUCGAAGUUUUCAGCGGCAAUAUCCUCGGCAAAAAGGAACGCGCGCCCUCGAGACAUAUUCGCGAAGCCAAUCUCGAGGUGCAAGAGCGGUUUAACCGCGAUGUUAGUGCCAUCAUUCAGCGCCUUCUACGGGGCGAUGGUGACUGGGAGGGUGGUGGUGGCGGCAACGACCACAACGACGAGGAUACCGAGACCCUGCCACGGGCUAUUGCCUGUUUCAUGGUCGCGCUCGAGACGGACGGAUGGGGCAAUUAUCGCAGUUUGAAGAGCUGGAAGUAUGUGGCUGCUGCUGUUUGCUUGGAGCAGCUUUGGAAGUAUCAGGGGGGCAAGUUGAGGCCGGUUUGA